Molecule: messenger RNA, 6303 nt
Organism: Python bivittatus (Burmese python)
Lineage: Eukaryota; Metazoa; Chordata; Lepidosauria; Squamata; Pythonidae
Source: RefSeq, a predicted model, not a curated record
AGAGUUGCACUAGGGAACUGGGUGUGACUUUCUCUCACAGCUCCCUGCCUACUUGUUGCCUAGUACCUUGACUUGAUGGGAUAAGGUUCAAGAUGUGGAAUUCCUUGUGUCUGACUGGUAUAUUUAUUCAAAGAUGUGCAAAGGUCAGACAUGGCAUGGGAAAAAUUAAGCCUCUGUGCUGUAUGCCUGCAUUCCUUGGCUAUCUUAAUUGUUGAUCUAUAGAGUGGGGAUUGAUGCACACCUCUUAACUCUCGAAUGUCUUGGUGGUGCAUGGCUUUUAAAGCAGAAAUCUCCAGUUGGGUGCUGCUGGAGAUUUCCCUCUUGACAACUAAAACGGAUCAGACCAAGCAAACGUGGGGCAUGGGGGUCAGGCAUCUGUGUUAAUUGUAAAAGAUUUGUCCAAAAAUGAGAACUCUCACUAGGCCGGGUGAAUUAUUUUCCCAUGCUUUCACCAAGUACAUGCAAGCUCUUGAGUUGCCAUUCAAAACUCUUCCAUCUGGGCUGCAGUUAAAGAUCUUUUGCCCGAUAGGAUUGCAAAGGGCCGCUAUCACUCUCAGAUCAAAGAAAAAUCAAGGGAUAGAACAGUACCAAGAAAGUGACUCUCUCGAAUCAAACAAACAAACAAGACUUGCUAGAGCAGCAUUGAAACGUGGUGGUGGUUAGUAUAGCAACAGUAGCCCUUGUGGCGAAUACUCUCCUUGCUUUCCCUGGGGUGAAACAUGCUGGCAAACAAUGCUGAAAGGGAGCAGGAACUGUUUGAGGAGGGUAUCUUCUGAAAUGAUUGUGCAAGCCAGCACUGAAAACAUCCUCUUAACUAGAGGUAGCAUGAGUGGCCAUAAUUGGCUCUUUGUUUUUUUGUGUGGUAUGCUUCCAGCUUGCUCUAACAUGUUGUGUGCCUCUGUGCACUGAUAUAGCCUGUUGCUGCAAUUAAUCCAAGGAAGAAGGGUGCCUUGACAGGUAGAACCGCCUGCCCAUGAAGUUUAAUGUGUAUUUACAUUCUGAUGUUGGGAUCUUGGGUUUCCACUGGGAUGAAGGGGGGCGGAGAAGGAAUGGUAUGAACAAGGUACCUCAGUCUCUCUCUCUCUCUCUCUUUUAGAUUGUUCAUGGUUAGUUGUGACUCAGGAAAAAGGCCUGUAAUGGGGUGAUAAUGAAAUAUGAGUGCUGUAAAAGAAAAGAAAUUGGCCAUUCAUUGCAAGAUGGGGCACAAGUCUCUGCUUGCCCAACUUUGCUUGCUUUUUGAAGCAUUUUCCCACAGUUAUCAGUGAGCGAAAUGGAAUCCUUGUCUGCUUUCAAUAUGAAGCAUAUUUAGGCUGCAGUCCAAGACUGUACCUUUAAAAAAAAAGAAGAAGAAAAACUAAACUUUUUCUCUCGUUCAGAGACGGAAUGCAAAGCAAAGUUAAGAGCAAUUCUCAUUUGGGUUUUGUUUAGAAAAAGUCAGCUUUGUGUAUACAACAGUGGUUGUUUUAUUUCAGAGAAGCUAUUUGUUUCAGGUAGUUUUUCAUUCCUUCCCACCGUUCUUAUAAGUGGAUUGCUAGCAAAUCCAGAGUGUCAUUAGACAUAAGGCAAAUUUAAGCCUUAGGAGUUACAAUGAUGUUUUGUUUUGUUUUGUUUGACUUCUCCCACUUUUCUCAAAACUAUGGUGAUUUAAUAGUUGCACCUGGUCUCUCUAAUAUUUGGCAGACUCUUCAUUUGUUGGCCCACAGAGUUAUGUGAGAAAUGAGCUUUUUUUGUCUGUGUGUGUGAGGACCAAGUUUGUAUUACUUGUUGUAAGUGCAAAAACUUUAAAUAGCCACUGCAGUGAUUCCAGAGCUUUUGAUUGAAAAGUUUGUGAUGGCCAAUAAGGAUAGAAAAAUCUAAAAUCCAUCCAGAACUUUUCAACAUGGAGAUAAUACCUAAAGAAAUGUUCUGGAGAAUUGAAUGUUUGCUCACUCUUCCACGUCAUUUGGAUUGAUUCUCAUUUAAAUGUCUUAGCUAUCGGUGAGAUUUGGAUGUCAUUUUUAAUAAAGACAUUUUAAAAGGCUUCUACUGCUUGGAAUAGAGCCUGGCAACCAAGUAUGCCAGUUAAUUUUAUUGUGUUAAUCAGGGUGUCCUGGCAUUUUACAGUUUGGCAAGGGUAAUAAGCAAUGUUUAGCCUUCACAGGAUGCACUUCUUGUACCCUUCAUUUCAUAGGUAACACUGCUUAAGAUGUUCCUCUUAGGCAAUGUAACCUUAGUAGACAUCUUCCCCGAUUUACUGCCUAUCCACUCCAGUCCAACUUACCUAAGCAUUUUGACUCACACACCAUUCUUUGUGGAGUUCUGAGGAUAAUUGGGUACAGAACAGACAAAUGAAGAAGAUGAUACCUGCUGCCCUCUAGAUGUUUUGGGUUACAGCUCCCACUGUACCUUAACUACAACUGAUGGGGAGUCAAAGUUCAAAAUCUGGGGAAGCACCAGGUUACAUCCCUCUGCUCUAGAUCCUACACUUUACUGGUUGAAGCCUGGGAUUACAGCAAUGACAGUGCUAAUGCAGAUAGCAUUAUUGAAAAGGCUUCCCACUCUGCAAUGAUCAAUCCAAGCCGUCAGUGGCAGGUCUUGAAGCAAAAUGCUGGCGUGGCUCAUUUUGAAUACCAGAUCCGGGUCACCUGUGAUGAACACUACUAUGGUUUUGGAUGCAACAAGUUUUGUCGACCAAGAGAUGACUUCUUUGGACAUUAUACUUGUGAUCAGAAUGGCAAUAAAACUUGUCUGGAAGGCUGGAUGGGACCAGACUGUAACAAAGCAAUUUGUCGUCAGGGUUGCAACCCCAAACAUGGUUCUUGUAAAACACCUGGCGAAUGCAGGUGUCAGUAUGGAUGGCAAGGCCAGUACUGUGAUAAAUGCAUUCCACACCCCGGCUGUGUCCAUGGCACUUGCAACGAACCGUGGCAAUGUCUCUGUGAAACCAACUGGGGUGGCCAGUUCUGCAAUAAAGAUCUCAACUACUGUGGGACUCACCCUCCUUGUUUGAACGGAGGGACCUGCAGCAACACAGGCCCUGACAAAUACCAGUGUUCCUGCCCAGAAGGCUAUUCGGGACAAAAUUGUGAAAUUGCGGAACAUGCCUGUCUUUCGGAUCCUUGCCACAAUGGAGGAAGCUGUCUUGAAACCCCUACUGGAUUUGAAUGCAUCUGUGCGCUAGGCUGGGCAGCACCAACCUGCACGCUUAAUAUUGAUGACUGUUCUCCAAACCCCUGUGGGCAUGGAGGGACUUGCCAGGAUCUAGUUGAUGGAUUUAAAUGUGUUUGCCCACCUCAGUGGACUGGUAAAACUUGUCAAAUAGAUGCCAAUGAAUGCGAGGGUAAACCUUGUCUCAAUGCCAAUUCCUGCAGGAACCUGAUUGGUAGUUAUUACUGCAAUUGCAUUGCUGGCUGGACUGGCCAGAAUUGUGAGACAAAUAUUGAUGACUGUGUGGGACAGUGUCAGAAUGGAGGGACUUGUAAGGAUUUAGUGAACAGUUAUCGCUGUCUCUGUCCACCUGGCUAUGUUGGGGAUCACUGCGAGAGAGACAUCAAUGAAUGCGCAAGCAACCCUUGUUUGAAUGGGGGUCACUGCCAAGAUGAAAUCAAUGGCUUCCAAUGUCUCUGCCUGGCUGGCUUCUCGGGAAACAUCUGUCAGUUGGACAUAGAUUAUUGCGAGCCCAACCCUUGCCAGAAUGGGGCCCAGUGCUUCAAUUACGAGAGCGAUUAUUUCUGCAGCAACUGUCCUGAGGAUUACGAAGGCAAGAACUGUUCCCACCUCAAAGAUCACUGCCGUUCAACUCCUUGCGAAGUGAUUGACAGCUGCACCGUUGCUGUCGCUUCCAACAGCACCCCAGAAGGGGUUCGCUACAUCUCUUCCAAUGUUUGUGGCCCCCAUGGCAAGUGCAAGAGCCAAGCGGGAGGCAAGUUUACUUGUGAAUGCAACAAAGGCUUCACUGGCACCUACUGUCAUGAAAACAUCAACGACUGUGAGAGCAACCCAUGUAAAAACGGGGGCACGUGCAUUGAUGGCAUCAACUCCUACAAGUGUAUUUGUAGCGAUGGCUGGGAGGGCACCUUCUGUGAAGCAAAUAUUAAUGAUUGCAGUAAAAGCCCUUGCCACAAUGGAGGGACAUGCAGAGACUUGGUCAAUGACUUUUUCUGUGAAUGUAAAAAUGGCUGGAAAGGAAAAACCUGCCACUCACGUGACAGUCAGUGCGAUGAAGCCACGUGCAACAAUGGAGGGACAUGUUACGAUGAGGGCGAUGUCUUCAAGUGCAUGUGUCCUGCAGGGUGGGAUGGAGCCACUUGCAACAUAGCAAGGAAUAGCAGUUGCCUGCCAAACCCCUGCCAUAAUGGAGGAACAUGUGUUGUAAGUGGAGAUUCUUUUACAUGUGUCUGCAAAGAAGGCUGGGAAGGACCUACAUGCACGCAGAAUACAAAUGACUGCAGUCCACAUCCUUGCUACAAUAAUGGAAUCUGUGUGGAUGGAGACAAUUGGUACCGCUGUGAAUGCGCUCCAGGUUUUGCAGGUCCUGACUGCAGGAUAAAUAUUAAUGAAUGUCAGUCUUCACCUUGUGCUUUUGGAGCCACAUGUGUAGAUGAAAUCAAUGGAUAUCGCUGUAUUUGUCCAGCUGGUCGUGGUGGUCCCAGAUGUCAAGAAGUUUCAGGAAGACCCUGUGUUGCCAGUGGGCAUCUUAUUCCAGAUGGAUCAAAAUGGGAUGACGAAUGCAAUAGCUGUCAGUGCGUGAAUGGAAAAGUCUCCUGUUCUAAGGUCUGGUGCGGUCCGAAGCCUUGUGUGAUAAAUGCCAAGGGCCACUGGGAAUGUCCCACAGGCCACACCUGUCAUCCUGUUAAAGAUGAUCACUGCUUUGUCCCACCCUGUGAGAAUGUAGGCGAAUGCUGGCCAUCAAAUCAACAGCCAGUGAAAAUGACCUGCAGUUCGGACUCCUACUAUCAAGAACAUUGUGCUAACAUCACCUUCACCUUCAACAAAGAGAUGAUGACCCCGGGUCUGACAACCGAGCAUGUCUGCAGUGAGCUGCGGAAUCUGAAUAUCUUAAGGAAUGUCUCCAUCGAAUAUGCUCUGUAUAUCACCUGUGAGCCAUCGCAUCUGGCAAGCAAUGAAAUUCAUGUGGCAAUUUCUGCUGAAGAUAUCCAGGAGGAAAAGAAUCCAGUAAAAGAAAUAACUGAUAAAAUUAUUGAUCUGGUCAGCAAACGUGAUGGGAAUAGUUCGCUUAUUGCAGCUGUUGCAGAAGUCCGGGUCCAGAGGCGGCCAGUUAAGAGCAAAACAGAUUUCUUGGUUCCGUUACUGAGCUCAAUUUUAACUGUGGCUUGGAUCUGCUGCCUGGUCACUGCCUUUUACUGGUGCAUCAGGAAGCGCCGAAAGCAGAGUACACACACACACACCACCUCGGAAGACAACACCACCAACAAUGUGCGGGAGCAACUGAACCAGAUCAAGAACCCCAUUGAGAAACUUGGGGCUAAUGCUGUGCCGAUCAAAGACUAUGAGAACAAGAACUCUAAGAUUGCCAAAAUAAGGACACACAACUCAGAGGUGGAAGAAGAUGACAUGGACAAGCACCAGCAGAAAACCCGAUUUGCCAAACAGGCAACCUACACGCUAGUAGACAGAGAUGAAAAGCCACCCAACGGCACUCCCACAAAACACCCAAAUUGGACAAACAAACAAGACAACCGGGACUUGGAAAGUGCACAAAGUUUAAAUCGGAUGGAAUAUAUUGUAUAGCAGACAGCAGGUGCUGCCGUGCAGGGCCUUCACCUAUCAAUCUAAGGCAACUCGGAGCUUGUAGUUCUUAAAACGGUUGUGUAAUAUUUUGAGUCUAAGGCUAUUAUUUGCUUAAUAUCCCUGUGUUAAUUUAAGUUUUGACAAGCUGGCUUACACUGGCAGUGAUAGUUGCUGUGGUUGGCUGGAUUACCAAGUGCUGCAUUUCACAUCUAUGCAAAACUAGUCAAAAGUGCCCCUGUGUCAAUUCAGUCACAGCUGAUGCAUCCCAGAAAAUUUUCAUAAGGAAUUGGUAGGGUUUUAUUUAGCAUUUUUCCUGUAGCGGGAAAGAAUUAUAUAUGCAUAUAGGUGGGUUUGUUUUGUUUUCCCUUUUUCUCUCUCGAGAUGUCGCAAUCUGUAGUCUUAGAAAAAAAUAUGUUUUAUUUAUUUAUUGAAUUAGAGUUCUUUUGUAUAUUGGUUUUAUGGUGACAUACAACUAGUUCUGUAUUUGAAAGUGCCUUUGCAGCUCAGAACCACAGCAACUAUCAAAAAAAGUUUAUUAUUUAUUUUUUUAUUGUAAAAUUCUUUUUUUUUUUU